Cladophialophora psammophila CBS 110553 is the source of this 1689-nucleotide messenger RNA. RefSeq lists its product as uncharacterized. Lineage: Eukaryota; Fungi; Ascomycota; Eurotiomycetes; Chaetothyriales; Herpotrichiellaceae. The transcript has 6 exons. The coding region runs from base 1 to 1689 and encodes 562 amino acids. The record is from RefSeq and is a predicted model, not a curated record.
AUGGCCGCUCCAGAGCCAAAUCAACCCCGGCAGAAGAACGUUUUCGUUCUUUGUUUUGAUGGUACGGGCAACAAGUUCAGCGGAAAUGACACUGACAGCAACAUCCUCAAACUCUACCGCAUGCUGGACCGCACUGAUGUGAACAUGUACACUUUUUACCAACCAGGAAUCGGGACAUACGUUAGUUCUCAUUCGAUGCAAACCACGUCCACACUCGGUCGGAUUCGAUCAUGGUACCUGAAAACCAAAGAUGAGGCUGUCGGCACAUCGUUUGCAGAUCAUGUUAUGGGGGGCUACAAAUUCCUUAUGCGCUACUACAGCUGCGAAGAUGACUUGUACUUUUUCGGUUUCAGCCGUGGGGCUUAUACGGCUCGUUUUCUUGCCGAAAUGCUAGAUCACAUCGGUCUGCUAGCUGCCGGCAACGAAGAGCUCAUCAGGUUUGCUUGGAAGACGUACGCCAAAUGGGCUGCCAGAACGAAUGAUGGCAGUGAUCAGGCCAGAAAAUACGAAGAGGAGCACUACGAGUUUAUGCGGGGGUUCAGGGAAACAUUCAGUAGGCCAGUCCGUCGAAUUCGUUUCCUUGGCCUGUUCGACACAGUGAACUCGGUGCCAAGAUUCGAGUCGGCCUGGAUGCAGCGAACUAAAUUCCCUUACACUGCCCGCCCGUCAGCCAAGGUGAUCCGGCAUGCAGUUUCGAUCGACGAAAGGCGAGCAAAGUUCCGGCAAGAUCUUAUCAGCGGAGCACAGAGUGAAACAGAGGACAAAACAGGUCCUCAAAUGCGUCGCUACGAAUCGGACCUUGCACAGAUGAAUGAGAAGGCGCAAGCGGAUGAGAGCCAGGGCAACGGCGCAGCGCAGGGAGGCCCGAGAAUUACCCUGACAAGCUCAUCGGGUGGUCAGCUCUCAGUCCCGGGAGUUCAGCUCGCAUCACAAAGCUCUUCCGAGAGUCUCGCUGCCCCCGUACAUUCUCCUUCCACCGAGCAUCUCCGGGAAAGAGCAAAAUCGCCACGAAAGCAUACUAGGCGUCGAUGGUCGCAGCCAAAGCGUUCGCAAGAUGCGCAAGAAGUCUGGUUCGCAGGUGGCCACGGGGAUAUUGGUGGAGGCUGGGGAAAGGGAGACAAAGAGCAUUGGAUGCUCAGCCACACGCCCUUGGUGUGGAUGGUGCACGAGGCGGAGAGGGCGGGAUUGAAAUUUGACCCUGGAAAGAUGGCUCGUUUAGGCUGUUCGCCACAUUCAGUCGACGAGUUUGGAGAGAAGAUCGAGGACACCACAAGCCGCCAAUCAUUCCACCAGAAUCUGGAAAGUUGUUACACUGAUGGGACAGUCCACGAUUGUCUCAAGUACGGUGGUGGCUUGCCAUAUGGCACCGUCUUUUUCUGGAAGUUGAUGGAAUAUCUCCCGUUUCGACGAAUGGACCUGCAAAAUGGAAAAUGGAAAGCUAUCCGCUGGCCACUUCCCAUGGGAGAGACCCGGGAUAUUCCAGAUGAUGCACAGAUCCAUAUCUCUGUCAUCAGACGUAUGCAGGCAGAUCCGACUUAUCGUCCAGGCAACCUUAUUGUCGGUGGGGGUGGUCGAGGAGUGCAGAGAGCUCCUGAAAAAUAUGGUAUUGGUGAAUGGAUGUCGCACAUGUGGGAAGGUGACAUUGUCAAGCAUACCUUUGUGCGAAAACAGCCUUCUUCUCAUGACUGA